Molecule: messenger RNA, 993 nt
Organism: Apodemus sylvaticus (European woodmouse)
Lineage: Eukaryota; Metazoa; Chordata; Mammalia; Rodentia; Muridae
Product: olfactory receptor 14C36-like
Exons: 1
Coding region: 1-993 (330 amino acids)
Biological process (GO): G protein-coupled receptor signaling pathway
Cellular component (GO): membrane
Molecular function (GO): olfactory receptor activity; G protein-coupled receptor activity
Source: RefSeq, a predicted model, not a curated record
AUGAUGGCCAACUCCACCCUGGUGACUGAGUUCAUCCUUCAAGUUUUUGCUAAGACUUGGGAGCUCAGGAUCCUACUUAGUAUAUUGUUCCUGCUGGUGUACCUGGGAAGCCUGUUGGGGAAUCUUAUCAUCAUCAUAGCUACUACAGUUGACCAUACCCUGAACACGCCCAUGUAUUUCUUCCUCAGGAAUCUUUCCAUUUUAGACAUGGGGUAUGUAUCUGUUACUGUGCCCAAUGCUUGUAUCAACUCUCUCACUGGUCACAGGAACAUUUCUGUGGCUGGAUGUGCAGCACAGAUCUUUUUGUUCCUCUUUUGUGCAUGUGUAGAGAUUCAGUUUCUCACCAUCAUGGCUCAGGACCGCUAUGUAGCCAUCUGCAAGCCUCUCCUCUACCCUAUGAUUAUGAACCAUCAAUUCUGUGUUCGAAUGACACUGGCUUCCCUACUUAGCUCUAUUGUCCUUGCAAGUGUGCACACUUUCAAAACAUUCCAGCUCUCCUUUUGUCACUCUAAUGUAGUCCCUCAGUUCUUCUGUGAUAUGCCUUCUUUGCUGAGGCUUUCUUGCUCUGACACCUUUAACAACAAGCUCUUACUUCUUCUGACUGCCAUUGGGCUCAGUGGUAGCUGCUUUAUCUUCAUUGCGAUAUCAUAUGUUUGCAUAUUAUCAACUGUGUUGAAGGUUCCUGUCAAAGGAGAGCGAGGGAAAGCCUUUUCCACCUGUGUCCCUCACAUUAUUGUAGUGUCUGUGUUUUUUAGUUCUGCUGCCUAUGUAUAUCUAAGACCUCCAGUAGUAACAUUAGAAGUAGUUCAGGAGAUGACACUUUCUGUGUUUUAUACUGUUGUUCCACCAUUCUUAAAUCCUAUCAUCUAUAGUCUUAGAAACAAACAGAUAAUGGAGGCUGUGAAGAAAGUAAUAUUAAGAAUUACUUUCAUAUUUGAAUAUAAAAGGAAGUUCUUGUCAGAGUUUUCGAAAGAAAGAGAACUGACAAAAUAA